AUGUUCUACUCGAGUACUACUCAACUUCGACAACAUAGUAUAAUACGAGCUUACCUGGACGGUACUAAUCCCACAAUUCUUGUGAGUUUCUUCUCAUUCCAUCCACUUACUAUGGCUCUCGAUGUCUCUGCACGGAAAGUCUACUGGUUAGAUCCAUUCGAGUUCACAUUGCAUCGAUCUGGCUACGACGGGGAAGACAGUGAGGAGCGAGGUGUAAAACGAGGCACUCCAAAAGCUAAUGGUAUAUUUGAUGUGAUAUCAAUUGAUUCACUGCCGGUUGCGUCUCAGCUAUUUCUGUACGAGAAUAGAUCAAUAGCGAGCUCGAAGUGUUCCAAUGGCAAUGGCGGAUGUGAACAGUUGUGUUUCCCUGGAAGUUGUUCGAAUUUGAAAAAAUGUAAUGACCUCACUACCAAAUGUGCUUGUGCUAGUGGUUUCAGCGUGAGUUCAGAGGAUCCGACCAAAUGCACAGUGAAGCCUUCCAGUGAAUCUGAAAAAUGCGAUGAAAAAACGCAGUUCAUGUGCAAACAUACUGAGCUUUGCAUUGACAUCAACAAAGUUUGUGAUGGUCGUUGGGAUUGUUAUGACGGCAGCGACGAAGAUAUUCGAGGAAUAUGUGCCGGCAACUUCUCAUGCUCCAACCGGGAACUCAGAUGUGAUUCCAUGACAUGUAUACCAGAGCAUUUGGUCUGCGAUGGACGAGCGGACUGUGAAGAUCGCAGUGAUGAGAAGUGGACAGUAUGCAAAGAUCGUACGCAGAAUUGCGCCAACGGUACUUUUGCCUGCCAACCAACGAAACAGUGCCUACCGAAUAGUUGGCGAUGUGAUGGACGUGUUGACUGUCCGGACCGAUCGGAUGAGAAGAACUGUGAGCCUCGGGAUUGUGACGCCGACCAUUUCCAGUGCUUGACUGGACAAUGCAUACCUCUGCAGUGGGUGUGUAACGGACGAGCGAAUUGUCGCGACGGUUCGGACGAGUUACACUGCCAUGAGGGUUGCCGAGUAGGUCGACAAUUUCGCUGUGAUCCGUCAUCGGCAUGUCUGGAUAUAUCGUUGAAAUGCGAUGGAAUUAUUGACUGUGAGAAUGGAUUUGAUGAGAAAGACUGUGCCAAUAUCAGUUCGACACGAUACUGCAGAAAACUUAAUGAGUACCUCUGCCGUCGUGAACAGCGAUGCAUCCGAAGAAGUGCCGUAUGUGACGGUAUCGAAGAUUGCGUGGACGGUCAAGAUGAGCAGAAAUGUCAUGGAAAAAAGUGUGCACUGGGUUUGUUCAGUUGUCGUAAUGGUGAGGAAUGUAUAGCCGGACAUUUGGAAUGUGACGGUGUGGCCGAUUGUGCCGACGCUAGCGAUGAGCAUGAGCAUUGCUCCUUCAAUGCGAAAAUUGUCGAAGCUCGUUGUCAAGCUCCUGAUAUCACAUGCCGUACUUUUACAGGAAUUGUUUGUCUUCCAGCGGCUAAGAUAUGUGACGGGAACCCAGACUGUUUCGAUGCAAAGGACGAAGAAUUCUGUGGAUAUGAACAGCAACGGUCUUGCAUGGAAUUGGGCUGUCAGGAUGCGUGCUAUGUUCAACCUCGUGACGGUACUUUCACCACUGUAUGUGGUUGUACCGCUAACCGAACUUUGAAAGAUGACGGUCGAACAUGCGAAGGUGCUGUAUUCACGUGUCGGGCUGUUGACUCGCGGCGACCGUUCUUACUGUACAGUGAUCGUCACACACUGAUGUACCUGCCGUCAGAUUCGCCGCGUGCGACCCCCCUUUUGCCACAGCUCGAAAAUGCGGUGUCCUUCGACUACUUGUACCAUGUGAAUGGUACAAUAUCAAUUUUCUGGGCUGAUGUCACGCUGGAUACCAUCUUUCGUGUGGAGGUCGACGGGAAAACUGCCUCACAACCACGUGCCAUCGUUUCCACUGGCUUGUCCACCGUUGAAGGCAUUGCUGUUGAUUGGGUUACCGAAGUAAUCUACUGGACAGACAGUCAUCAUGAUCAUAUUCAGGUAGCAAAAAUCGAUGGUUCUAUGCGAGCAACCGUGGUGAAAGGCGACAUUCAUAAUCCGCGAGACAUAGCUGUUGAUCCAAGCCGUGGCCUAAUGUUCUGGACUGAUUGGCAAGAUGAAAACCCACGAAUCGAACGAGCCACAAUGGCUGGUAAAAAUCGUACCGUGAUUUUCAAGGUGUCCUCGAUUGUAAAUGCCGGCUGGCCGAAUGGUCUCGUGUGUGAUCCGAUUGCCAGACGGAUUUAUUGGGUUGAUGCUAAGUCGGAUACGGUACAUACCGUAACGUACGAUGGCGAAGAUCAUGUGGAAGUGCUUCGUGAUCAUGUAUUCUCAACUCAUCCGUUCUCUGUCGAUCUGUUCGAGAAUCAUGUUUAUUGGACUGAUUGGAGGAUAAACGCCAUCGUCAGGGCGAAUAAAUGGAAUGGUUCAUCAAUAGCCGCUGUAUUUCAUACUCCAAUUCGACCAUUUUAUGUGAAAGUGGUGCAUCGCAGUAAGCAACCCAGAACUCUGCGGAAUCCAUGCGAAAAGAGUUCCUGUUCACAUCUUUGUCUUAUUGAUGGUCAUGGUCAAUUUGCAUGUAAAUGCCCGCAGUUUAUGCAGCUAUUGUAUGGAAGCUCGAGCACUUGUGCAGAAGUGAAAUCGGCUGUCUUGCUAUCAACAAAGAAUUCUGUCGUGGGAGUAAAUGUCGCCUCGACAAACGAUACCGUAUUCAACGCCGCUGGUUUCCAAGAGAUCACAGCCAUCGCAGCCACCAAAGCCAGUAUAUUCAUUUAUGAUGGAUUUGACAAUAUCCUGUGGCAGUACGGGACGGGAAACGAAGACAAGCGAACUGUAUUUGGAGGAGAUCUGUCCGAAUGUCAUGGUCUGGCUGUUGACCGAAGGACCGGUACUGUUUACUACACCAGUUUCACCGAUUCCCAUUCGGCUAUCUUCGCUGCUAAUGAUGCUGCUCAUCGAUCGAUUAUCGAUCCAACGGUCAACAAGGAGCUGCGGAAGCCUAAAUACCUGGUUUUCCUGGGAGAAACAGCGACAUUGUUGUGGCAGGAUGUUGGCUACACUCCUCCAGCAUUUUUCACGAGCUAUGGUGAUGGCACGAAUAUCCAGCGAAUCAAUACUGAGUCGUUCGAUGAACUCCUGGAAGACGUCAGUGGGAUAGCUUACGAUCGACAAGGCUCCCGAAUAUUACUACUGUCGUCGAAGAACUCGCUGGUCAUGGCGAUGGAUACAAAAACUUGGGCGAUCUCACCGUACACCUAUGCCAACGGUAGCCGCAUCGAUGCGAUUACGGUCGAUCACUGGACUGGUGACGUCUUUUUAGUGGUCGAUAGCGUUCUGGUGAAGAAAAAGUUCGGUUCAAAUUCUGCUGACAUAUGGACGAACUCCACGAAUAUCACCAGUCUAUCGUCGCGAGAUCCCUUUGUAACGGCGACCAUCAUGGACCGAACGACCUCUCCUAAGUGCGGUCUAACGUUCUGCCAACAUUUAUGCGUUAGAUCGACGAAAAGCAGUUACAAAUGUCUUUGUGCUCAGGGAUACACGCUGAAAGGAGAACGUUGUGAAGUGAGCUCGGAAGUACUACUGUUAGGUGGUGACAAGCUGUUCUCCACAGUAAAUGGAUCCGCUCCUGCGUUCAUUCUGCACCCCAACAUUGCCUACAAGCAAUGGAGAAAAAUCGCUAUCGAUAAUAAAAAUGACCUGGUGUACAUGAUCUCGGAUUUCGAGCUAUGGGUGACACACCUGAAUGGCUCAUAUGCUGACCGCCUCCUGACUAGUGAAGACACGCUCACUGCAAUCACUGUGGACACAGUCACGGGUAAUUUGAUUGUUGCCGCAGAAAUUUCUAGACGAGCUGGAGAGAUCUUCAUAAUGGACCCACGCCGAGUCAAAGAAAAUCUUAGAGUUCGACUGUUGAUUGAUAGUGAUGGGCCAGUCAGACACAUCGAGGUGGACCCCGCAAAAGGAUUGAUCUUCUGGUCACGUGGAUGCAUUAAGAAAGCGAAUUACGAUGGUACGAAUGCCACCUGUGUCGUAAACGCUUCAACGACGCAAUUCGCCCUUGACAUAACGACUUCACGGCUGUGUUUUCUCGAGAAGUCCGGCGAAAUUCGUUGUGUCAAUUACGAUGGGGACAUGAACCAGGUCUGA
Messenger RNA from Haemonchus placei, 4137 nucleotides. Lineage: Eukaryota; Metazoa; Nematoda; Chromadorea; Rhabditida; Trichostrongylidae. The record is from the annotation of a GenBank genome assembly.